This is a messenger RNA of Cornus florida, 3968 nucleotides long. Its product is annotated as ABC transporter B family member 19-like. Lineage: Eukaryota; Viridiplantae; Streptophyta; Magnoliopsida; Cornales; Cornaceae. Gene Ontology annotation, molecular function: ABC-type transporter activity; ATP hydrolysis activity; ATP binding. The record is from RefSeq and is a predicted model, not a curated record. The transcript is spliced from 11 exons. Gene Ontology annotation, cellular component: membrane. The coding region runs from base 1 to 3807 and encodes 1268 amino acids. Gene Ontology annotation, biological process: transmembrane transport.
AUGGCUCCGAAACAGUCAGAAACCAUGCAGAUCAAAGAUGAGAUGAGAGGUGAAACAGAAGACAUGAAGAAGGAAGCAGUACUUACCCAAACUUUGCCGUUUAGUAAGCUUUUGAGCUACGCAGAUGCAUUGGACUGGACUUUGAUGGCUCUGGGGACGCUGGGGUCUAUCGUCCACGGCUUGGCACAACCCAUUGGUUAUCUACUGCUUGGCAAAGCCCUCAAUGCAUUUGGUGCCAACAUCAAUGACACUGAUGCCAUGGUUGCAGCUCUCUACAAGGUUGUUCCAUAUGUAUGGUACAUGGCCAUUGCCACAUUUCCUGCUGGAGUACUAGAGAUUGGAUGCUGGAUGUAUGCAAGUGAAAGGCAAGUAGCACGUUUAAGAUUAGCAUUCCUAAAAGCAGUGCUAAGACAAGAGAUCGGGGCUUUCGAUACGGACUUGACAAGCGGGAAAAUCAUCAGUGGCAUAAGCACACACAUGAACAUCAUACAAGAUGCGAUCGGAGAGAAGUUGGGCCAUUUUCUGUCAAACUUGGCAACCUUCUUUUCUGGAGUCUUGAUAGCUUUCAUAUGUAGUUGGGAAGUGUCACUGCUUGCAUUGGUGGUUGUUCCUAUUAUUCUUGUAAUUGGAGCUACUUAUACAAAGAAAAUGAACACAAUUUCAGCUGCUAAGAUCAUUUACCUGUCAAAAGCUACAUCAAUGGUAGAACAGACAGUGUCUCAAAUAAAGACAGUUUUUGCGUUUGCCGGAGAGGGUUCUGCAACUAAGUCUUUCUCAGAGUGCAUGGAGAGACAAUUAGCGAUAAGCAAAGGAGAAGCAUUGAUAAAGGGCGUUGGAACGGGUAUGUUCCAGACCGUGACCUUCUGUUCUUGGGCUCUAAUAGUAUGGAUUGGAGCUAUUGUUGUCAAAGCCAAGAGAUCAAGUGGAGGAGAUGUCAUAGCUGCAGUGAUGAGCAUUCUCUUUGGAGCUAUAUCACUCACUCAUGCUGCACCAGACAUGCAAAUCUUCAAUCAGGCAAAGGCUGCAGGAAAGGAAGUUUUUCAAGUGAUCAAAAGAAAUCCCAUAAUAAGUUACGACUCGAAAGGGAAAACUUUUGAGGUGAUUCAGGGUGACAUUGACAUUCGUGAUGUAUACUUCGCUUACCCAUCCCGGCAGGAGAACUUGAUCCUUCAAGGGUUUUCAUUGUCGAUCCCAGCAGGAAAGGUAGUGGCUUUAGUGGGUAGUAGUGGGUGUGGGAAGAGCACUGUUAUCUCCCUAGUGGCAAGAUUUUAUGAUCCCUCAAAAGGAAUUCUGCAAAAGACUAACGAAGUGUUCAACCUGUCAGGUGAGAUUCUCAUCGACGGCCACAAUAUUAAGGAUCUUGAUUUGAAAUUCCUCAGGAAAAAUAUAGGAGCAGUUUCUCAGGAACCAUCACUUUUUGCUGGCACCAUCAAGGAUAACAUGAAGGUAGGAAACAUAUGUGCAGAUGAUCAAGAGAUCCAUGAUGCAGUACUCAAGGCAAAUGCACACGAUUUCAUAUCCCAACUUCCAAAUCAGUACUUAACAGAGAUCACCAAUGCUGUGACUGUAGGAGAAAGGGGCGUCCAACUAUCAGGUGGACAGAAACAGAGAAUUGCAAUAGCAAGAGCCAUUCUAAAGAACCCUCCGAUACUUUUGCUUGAUGAGGCCACCAGUGCACUUGAUUCAGACUCAGAGAAGCUAGUUCAAAAUGCCCUAGAGACAGCAAUGCAAGAUAGGACAGUCAUCUUAAUUGCACACCGGAUGUCAACUGUUAUUAAUGCAGAUGUGAUUGCAGUUGUAGAGAAUGGACAAGUUACAGAUACAGGAAGACAUCGUGACUUGUUAAAUACCAGUAAAUUCUACAACAACUUAUUUAGCAUGCAGAAUAUUGACCAAGUAGAUCAUUCCAGGGUUGCAGAUACUACUGAAGAUCCUGAAUGCCAACAACAGGUCUCACCUCAAUGCCUAGAGAAACCUGAAGAACCAUCAAAUCUCAACAGAGAUCUCACAGAUCUUCCCAAACAAGAGGAGAAGAGCGAGAGAAGAAAAAAAAAUAUAUUCUUCAGAAUCUGGUUUGGCUUGAAGAAAAGUGAGCUUGUAAAGACUGCUGCUGGAUCUUUUGCAGCAGCCUUUUCUGGUAUCUCGAAGCCUUUUUUUGGAUUCUUCAUCAUAACAAUAGGAGUAACAUAUUACCAGGAUGAUUCGCAGACGAAAGUUGGACACUAUUCAAUAAUCUUUUCCUCAAUAGGACUGCUUUCACUGUUCAGCCACACCUUGCAGCAUUAUUUCUUUGGAGUGGUUGGAGAGAAGGCCAUGAAUAACCUUAGACAAGCACUGUAUUCAGCUGUACUGCGUAAUGAAUUAGCUUGGUUUGAGAAACCUGAGAACAGUGUCGGUUCACUUACCUCAAGGAUCGUCAACGACACCUCCAUGGUCAAAACCAUAAUUGCUGAUCGUAUGUCCGUUAUUGUCCAAUGCAUAUCCUCCAUACUGAUUGCAACAAUCGUUAGCAUAUAUGUAAACUGGAGAAUGGGUCUCGUAGCAUGGGCUGUGAUGCCUUGCCACUUCAUUGGUGGCCUGAUUCAAGCCAAAUCUGCCAAAGGAUUUGCAGGUGACAGUGCUGCUGCACAUUCAGAACUUAUCGCCCUUGCUUCUGAAUCCACAACCAACAUAAAAACCAUUGCCUCCUUUUGUCAUGAAGAGCAAAUACUUGAGAAAGCUGCAUUGUCUCUGGAAAAGCCAAUGAGGCAGAGCAGGACAAAGAGUGUCAAGUAUGGGAUUAUUCAAGGUGUAUCCCUUUGCUUAUGGAACAUUGCACAUGCCGUUGCUUUGUGGUAUACAACAGUUCUGGUUGAUAAAGGUCAAGCCAGCUUUAAGGAUGGAAUAAGGUCAUAUCAGAUUUUCUCCCUUACAGUACCCUCAAUAACAGAGUUAUGGACACUGAUUCCCACUGUCCUCUCUGCCAUCAGUGUACUAACUCCUACAUUCGAAACCCUUGACCGACAAACAGCUAUUGAGCCAGAUGAACCAGAGAAUUCAAAUCCAGAGAGGAUCAAAGGGGGCAUCAAAUUUGAAAAUGUCCAUUUUAAUUACCCAUUAAGACCAGAAGUGACUAUUCUAGACAACUUUAGUUUGACAAUUGAAGCUGGAUCAAAGGUUGCACUUGUUGGGCCAAGUGGAGCUGGAAAGUCCUCAGUUCUGGCUCUUUUGCUUAGAUUCUAUGAUCCUAGAGAAGGAAAUGUAUUGAUCGACAACAAGGAUAUAAGAAAAUACAACCUUAGGAAAUUAAGGAUGCAAAUAGGAUUUGUGCAACAAGAGCCACUUCUUUUUAGUUGCUCAAUUAGAAAGAACAUCUGCUAUGGGAAUGACAAUGCUUCUGAAGCUGAAAUUGUGGAGGUGUCCAGGGAAGCAAACAUACUCGAGUUCAUAAGCAAUUUGCCAAAUGGAUAUGAUACAGUGGUUGGGGAAAAGGGAUGCCAACUUUCCGGAGGACAAAAGCAGAGAAUAGCCAUAGCUAGGACUCUACUAAAGAGGCCCGCAAUUAUACUCUUAGAUGAAGCAACAAGUGCCCUUGAUGCAGAGUCUGAAAGAGCCAUAACGAGUUCUCUGGAAUCAAUAACGUCGAUUGACUGUGGUGUCACGCGGAUAACUGUUGCACACAGGCUUUCCACUGUUAUAAGCUCGGAUACUAUUGUUGUCAUGGAUAAAGGAAAGAUCGUGGAAACUGGAACUCACUCAACCCUCAUAGCGGCAUCUGAGGGAGUUUAUUCAAGAUUUUACCGGCUCCAGAGCUUCAGCCAAAAAUAAUACAUCUAAAAGCCCCCACCACACGCAUCCACUUAUACCAGUUCAUUUUGUCAAAUGACUGAGUUCAGAUUCAUGCACACAAUGCUUUUAUCAGUUAUCUUUUUAUAAUAAAAAAAGUAGACAAGUGUUACAGUCCCACCAGAGAAACUUUGAGUCAUUGA